Nycticebus coucang (slow loris) is the source of this 3405-nucleotide messenger RNA. It is a transcript of the gene MAN2B2, whose product is annotated as mannosidase alpha class 2B member 2. Gene Ontology annotation, molecular function: alpha-mannosidase activity; carbohydrate binding. Gene Ontology annotation, biological process: mannose metabolic process. NCBI's taxonomy places the organism in Eukaryota, Metazoa, Chordata, Mammalia, Primates, Lorisidae. The coding region runs from base 675 to 3188 and encodes 837 amino acids. The record is from RefSeq and is a predicted model, not a curated record. Gene Ontology annotation, cellular component: lysosome. The transcript has 16 exons.
UCCUCCACAUCUCCACUCUCGCUUCUGCCUGCCUCCUGGUGUCAGAGCAUCGUAGCAAGCUAUUGCUUUGUGCCAAGGCAUUCAGGAGUCCUUGGCAGCUCCCUAGACCGUGGAGCUGUACCCCCAGCCUUGGUUCUUGUUAUUUCCUCCACCAGGAAUGCCCUCUCCCUAUACCAUGGAGCUGCAGACCCAGUGUGGAUGUCUCCAGCUUCGAGGCCCCUUUACCCCUUCCACUGGGCUGGGGCUGCGCUGGGAGGGUCCACAGGGACUAAACUCAGCUGCACUCAGUAGACAGUGGCUGGCUGACAGGGAAACAGCAGGGCCUAUGCGCUAGGAGACUGGUUAGCAGAGACAUAAUGCCUCUUCAGAUGUGUGGGCAGCUAUUCCGAGAUCUAAAUAGUAACAAUAAACAAGCACAGUAGACACCUUGUGUGCCUGUGCCCUUGGGAAGGCCAGGCUGCAUGUGUCCCUCCCUGUCACCUGCAGAUGACCGUGUGAGCCAGGCGAGGCCGUCCACAAUUUUCAUGAAGAAACCAAGUCACGGAGGCAUUAGUGCAUGGUCCUGGAGCCAGCACUUAGUGAACUAGGAUUUUGUCUCUGCUUUGUAAGCCUGAGCACUUUCCAAACAUCACAAUAAUUUAAAAGAAAAUAAACUGCUUACUUGGUGGAAGGUAAUGAGUUCCCUGUGUCUGAGGGCAUUCAAGCAGAGUCAGAAUGAGCUUCUCUUAGAGGCCUGCAGAGAGAAUCCUGCGCUGAGAAACAGGAUCUGCAGUUUGUGUGGCGGGGGUCCCCGUCCCUACGGGCACAGCAGGAGAUCUUCACACACAUCAUGGACCAGUACAGCUACUGCACCCCAUCCCACAUCCCUUUCUCCAACAGAGCCACCUCCAGAUGGAGUGUACCCCAACAUGAGUGAGCCAGUCACCCCAACCAACAUUGAGCUCUAUGCCGAGGCUCUGGCGGCAAACGUGAAGCAGCGGGCAGCCUGGUUCCAGACACCUCACGUCCUCUGGCCCUGGGGGUGUGACAAGCAGUUCUUCAACGCUUCGGUGCAGUUCAGCAACAUGGACCGGUUGCUGGACCACAUCAACCGCCAUGCUGACAAGCUCGGCGUCUCUGUGCAGUACGCGACACUGGGUGACUACUUCCGCGUCCUGCAUGCUCUCAAUGUCACCUGGCGCAUUCAUGACCACCAGGACUUCCUGCCCUAUUCCACAGAACCCUUCCAGGCCUGGACAGGCUUCUACACAUCCCGCAGUGCUCUCAAAGGCCUGGCACGGCGAGCCAAUGCCUUGUUGUAUGCUGGGGAGUCCAUGUUCACACGCUACAUUUGGCCAGCCCCCCUUGGGCCUCUGGACUUGAUCUGGGCCCUGCAGCAGCUCCAGCAGCUCCGCUGGGCAGUGUCUGAGGUCCAGCAUCACGACGCCAUCACUGGGACUGAGUCCCCCAAGGUGACAGAAAUGUACCUGGAACACCUGGCCUUCGGCAUGCAGGGGGUAGGCAAGCUCAUGGCCACCAUCGUCCUGGACGGGCCCCAGCCAGGGGCAGGGCGGGGAGCACCCUCCGCUGACUCAGGUGCGAGGCCUGCAGGACACUCUGUGGUGGUCUACAACCCACUGGCCUGGACGAUCACCACCAUCGUCACCCUGACCAUUGGCUUCCCCAGAGUCAGCGUCACAGACGAGUUGGGCCAUCCAGUUCCUGCACAGGUCCAGAACUCGACGAAGACCCCAUCGGCAUACACCCUGCAUAUCUUGACCACCAUCCCAGGCCUCAGUUACCGGUACUACAGCGUCAAGCCUUCAGCAGGGGCCCAGGACCCAGUCGCCACUGUGGCCAGUACCCUGCAGUUUGGCCGCAGGCCGAGGAGACAAGACAGUGGUGGGGGCAGGCGCCUGGUACCCGUGGAGAAUGACUGCUACACCGUGCUGCUUGACCAGGACACCAACCUGAUGCACAGUGUCCAGGAGAGACAGAGUAACCGAAGCGUGCAGGUGACCCAGGAGUUCCUGGAGUACCACGUCAAUGGUGACCUGAAACAGGGCCCCAUUUCUGACAACUACAUGUUCACAGCCAAGGAGCCCGCAGAGCCCGCGUGGGAGGCGGUGGGAAUGGAGAUUGUGGUGGGAACUCUGGUGACUGAGAUCCGGCAAUACUUCUACAGGAAUGUGACUGCCCAGGAUUACACAUACAUGAUUUACUCUCGGCUUGCCCACGUGCCACAGGGCCAGGAUGGGGAGCUGCUCUGCCACCGGAUAGAACAGGAGUACCAAGUGGGCCCCUUGGAGCUGAACAGAGAGGCCAUCCUGAGGACCAGCACUGAUCUAGACACCCAGCAGGUCCUCUACACAGACAAUAAUGGCUACCAGAUGCAGCGGAGGCCCUACCGAGCCUACGCGAACAACAGCAUUGCACGGAAUUACUAUCCCAUGGUUCAAUCGGCCUUCAUGGAGGACAGCAGAAGCAGGCUGGUGCUCUUGUCAGAGCGGGCCCACGGCAUCUCCAGCCAGGGGAACGGCCAGGUGGAGGUCAUGCUGCACCGGCGGCUGUGGAACAACCUGGACUGGGACCUGGCCUAUAACCUCACGCUGAACGACACUUCAGUCGUCCACCCGAUACUCUGGCUUCUGUUGGGACCCUGGUCAGUCACCACUGCCCUGCACAAGAGGAGUGGGCUGGCCCUGCAGCACAGGCCCAUAGUGCUGUUUGGAGAGCUGGCAGGAACUGCCCCCAAGCUCCCAGGACCCUGGAAGCAAGAGGCUGUGAUGCUGCCCCUGAAUCUUCACCUGCAGAUCCUGAGCAUCCCGGGCUGGAACUACAGCUCAAACCACACUGAGCAUGUGCAGAAUGUAAGGAAAGGCCAUCAAGGGAAGAGCCAUGCUGACCUCCGUCGCGUACUGCUGCGGCUCCACCACCUGUAUGAGGCAGACGAGGACCCAGUCCUAUCUCAGCCAGUGACAGUGGAUCUGGAGGCCGUGCUGCGGGGGCUGGGGCCCGUGGUGGCAGUGGAGGAGCGCUCACUCACAGGGACCUGGGAUGUGAGCACACUGCGCCGCUGGAGCUGGAGGACAGAGACUGGCCACCGCAAAGGCCGAUCUGCCUCUCCCUCAAGGCCACCAGGAGGCCUCACCAUCACUGUCCACCCGAAGGAAAUCCGGACGUUCUUCAUUCACUUCCGACAGCAAUGAGCCCUCGGCAGGUGCCGCUGGCCCCAGCGCUGCCCCAGGGACUGUGCGGAAUGGAACAGACCUGGACAUGGAAAAGCAACAUGGAGCAACUCCGGGUGGGAAUAAACUGCUAAUCCAGCAGGCUAAUGGCAGGAAAUGGCUGUAUUUGGGUUUUCUCUCGUAUUUUUUAAAUAUAACGUACACUUUAAGAUCCAGGUUCUUCCGUUCCUGAAUUUGA